This is a messenger RNA of Cydia splendana, 1030 nucleotides long. RefSeq lists its product as uncharacterized. The coding region runs from base 41 to 1030 and encodes 329 amino acids. The transcript is spliced from 2 exons. The record is from RefSeq and is a predicted model, not a curated record. NCBI's taxonomy places the organism in Eukaryota, Metazoa, Arthropoda, Insecta, Lepidoptera, Tortricidae.
UUAGCCGUUGUAUGUUAUUAACCGUAGCCGCAAAUUUAUUAUGCUAUCUGAGUUAGUGUCCAUUCGUGAAAGGUUAAAUAAAUUAAGAGAAGAUAUUGUAAAGUUAGGUCCAGAGAGGCGACGGAAAGAAAUAGGUAGAAAGAAACUAGACGAAUCAAACGAAUUAUAUAAUCGCGCGGCGGAUAUUGUGUCUCAGUUACAGAAGCAAACGGAAAAAUAUAAAAUUUCAGAAUUAGAGUUAGCUAAUAAGCAUAUAAACGAUAUUGCCGACACUUACAGUAGGAUAAAGAUAGCAUUAAAUUAUUUUGAUACAGAAUCUCAAACAGACGGAAAAAUGGCUAAGCCCAGUUUUGAUGUCAAGACGGCCAUCGCCUUGUUGCCCGUCAUGACGGGGCAGGAGGAUACCACUAAACAAUUAAUAGACGGUAUUCUAAUGUACAGUUCCAUUAUUAAUAGCGAAACUCAACAGAUUUUAAUAGACUUCGUCCUAAAAACAAGACUUUCAUCUAGCGCUAAGCUCAGAUUAAAGACGUCAUAUAGUAGCGUAGAAUUACUUGUCACGGAUAUGCGCACAUUCUUACUACCUAAAAAAUCGUCCGAAUCGAUUCAGGCUCAACUAUACAGAGCUAGGCAAGGUAGGAGAACUAUAGAGGCAUUCGGAGCCGAGAUCGAGGAUCUUUUCGUCAACCUGACCAUAUCUCAGGCCGACGGUAACCAUAGCAGGUACGAUAUACUUCGUCCGCUGAACGAGAAAUCAGCCAUUAAACGGUUUGCAGACGGUCUAGCAGACCCAAAAUUAAGCACAAUAAUAUCAUCUAGGCAAUUUACGUCAUUGCCCGAAGCAAUCAGGACGGCCAUUGACGAGCACAGCUCAUCACCACAACAGGAUCAAGUCCUACAUUAUGGACGGGGACAUUCUCCGGAGCAGGCCUGUGUGCUAUUAGGUACGAAUAUUUACAAAACAAACCCGAUCUUUUUAGACAAAUACAAGGACAUAGCAUUACUAUUAAGGGAGUAUGCGGAGAUUUAA